This is a messenger RNA of Tribolium castaneum (red flour beetle), 830 nucleotides long. RefSeq names its product RabX6 (gene RabX6). Gene Ontology annotation, molecular function: GTPase activity; GTP binding. Gene Ontology annotation, cellular component: trans-Golgi network; Golgi cisterna. Gene Ontology annotation, biological process: vesicle-mediated transport. The transcript has 3 exons. The coding region runs from base 1 to 624 and encodes 207 amino acids. The record is from RefSeq and is a predicted model, not a curated record. NCBI's taxonomy places the organism in Eukaryota, Metazoa, Arthropoda, Insecta, Coleoptera, Tenebrionidae.
AUGGCAACAAUCAAAAUACCGGAGCAAAAAGUGAUCCUUUGUGGUGAAUAUGGGGUUGGCAAAAGCUCGAUUUUUCGCAGAUUUACGAACAAUACUUUUGUGACAGCGACUGAUAGGAAGUCCACUCUAGGGCUCGACCACUACUCGAAAACGUACCGCGUUUGCGAUAGGGAUUUAAAGUUGCAAUUGUGGGACACUGGAGGGAUGGAAAGGGUGGCGUCAAUAACCUCGAGUUACUACAAAUUUGCAGAGGCGGCAGUUCUGGUUUUUGCCCUCGACAAUCCUGCUUCGUUUCAUGUCUUGUCCCAGCACCUCCUCGAUAUCGUUACCUACGCUGAGAACGCAAAGAUUUUUUUGUGUGGAAAUAAAGCUGACUUGUUGAGUGAUGUUCCUCAAAUAACAGAUUCGGAAAUUGAAGCGUUUUGUGAACAGUGUCAUAACUUAAUCACUGGGACGUACAAAACUUCGUGUAAGACGGGAGAGGGGAUUGAAGAAAUGUUUACUGAUAUUGCAUAUCAACUGGUGCAGUCAAAUAGGUCCAGACUUGAAUUGCAAUCAAUGGAACAACAUGGGUUUAAAAUCACACCCACGGAAGAGAUUCCUGAAGAUUCGUGUUUGUGUUAAUUCGCUUUAAAUGAAGAACGUCCUUUUAACUGUGAUUAUAUUUUACAAAAGUCUCAUUAGAGUAGUUGACUCCUUUUAAUGUAUUUUGCACCAGGCUUGUUUGCACUUUGCUUGUUAAUUUGUAGUGCCAAAGAAAAGUCUGAAUUUGGAUAUUUGUAAGGAUGGAAUUGUACAACGAUUUUUUUUAUUAAAACAAUAAACACUUC